This is a messenger RNA of Meleagris gallopavo (turkey), 4150 nucleotides long. The record is from RefSeq and is a predicted model, not a curated record. NCBI's taxonomy places the organism in Eukaryota, Metazoa, Chordata, Aves, Galliformes, Phasianidae.
CUCUGAAGGCGGAUCCAGAAGAACUGUUUACAAAACUGGAGAAAAUUGGUAAGGGCUCUUUUGGUGAAGUUUUUAAAGGAAUUGACAAUCGGACUCAGAAAGUGGUUGCUAUAAAAAUCAUUGACCUAGAAGAAGCAGAAGAUGAAAUAGAAGACAUCCAACAGGAAAUCACAGUGCUGAGUCAGUGUGACAGUCCCUAUGUAACUAAAUAUUAUGGAUCCUAUUUAAAGGAUACAAAGUUAUGGAUAAUAAUGGAAUAUCUGGGUGGAGGCUCUGCACUCGAUCUAUUAGAACCUGGCUCACUUGAUGAAACCCAGAUUGCCACAAUACUAAGGGAGAUACUCAAAGGUCUUGAUUACCUACAUUCAGAAAAGAAAAUCCACAGAGAUAUUAAAGCGGCUAAUGUAUUGCUAUCUGAACAAGGAGAGGUAAAACUAGCAGAUUUUGGAGUCGCAGGUCAACUAACAGAUACACAAAUAAAGAGGAAUACCUUUGUGGGAACACCAUUUUGGAUGGCACCUGAAGUAAUAAAGCAAUCUGCUUAUGAUUCAAAGGCAGAUAUCUGGUCAUUAGGCAUAACAGCCAUAGAACUUGCAAAAGGAGAGCCACCUCAUUCAGAAUUACAUCCCAUGAAAGUUUUGUUCCUCAUCCCUAAGAACAAUCCACCAACGUUGGAAGGAAACUUCAGUAAAUCCCUCAAAGAGUUUGUUGAAGCCUGCUUGAACAAGGACCCAGGCUUUAGACCUACUGCAAAGGAACUCUUAAAACACAAAUUCAUUUUACGAAAUGCCAAGAAAACUUCUUACCUGACUGAGCUUAUUGAUAGGCACAAGAGAUGGAAGUCUGAACAAAGUCAUGAUGACUCCAGCUCAGAUGACUCAGAUACUGAACCAGAUGGCCAGGCUUCAGGUGGGAGUGACUCAGGAGAAUGGAUCUUCACAAUAAGAGAAAAAGAUCCCAAGAAUCUAGAGAAUGGAGCAGCUCAGCCUUUGGAGUUGCAAAGAAAUAAGGAAAAGGACAUCCCCAAAAGGCCUCUAUCCCAAUGUCUGUCAACAGUUAUAUCCCCUUUAUUUGCAGAGUUGAAAGAGAAAAGUGAAGCAUGUGGUGGUAACACGGAUUCCAUAGAAGAACUGAAGAAGGCUAUUUAUUUAGCUGAAGAAGCUUGUCCAGGCAUUGCAGAUAACAUGGUGUCACACCUUGUGCAGAGGCUUCAGAGAUAUUCACUAGCUGGAGGAAGUACUUCAUCCUACUAAAGUACUCUUCUUCUGAGACAACAGAGAUCCCAUGGUGUCUGCACUGAAGAAGUGAAUCCUGAUGUUGUUCUGCCCCUUAGUCACCGAAAUAUCCUCCGGUGAAAGGACAUUCUUCAACGUGCAAGAGUGACAGUGAAGUCUCUCAGAUGGAGGCAGUCUUUUUCAGCUCCUUAAAGCUAUAGUUUUUUUUAAUGAUAAUGCACAUAUUCCAGGGAGGUGUCUUUUUGUAAAAUCUGAGAUGUAUAUUUAGGUUUGUGAUAGAGAAAUUGAAGAUAUUGAGAAACCUCAGGUAUCUUGCUUUAAGAAUUCCACUGGGAGAUGGAAUAUGUUUGUUGGAAUUGUGUACAGAUCUGUAUAUAAUGUCUUUUUUUAACUGAAAGCCUUUCGACGUGCAUAAGGAAUCACUGUGUACAAAAUGGUAAAGUGCUUCUGUAGAUAAUGUUAGUGGGGUAAAUAUUUGACAGGCCAUAACUUGAGUAUUGCCUUGCCUUUAUUACAUGUAAAUCUCGAACCAUGUGAUAAGUGAAUCUUGGGUUGAUUUUUUUUCUAUGUGAAGGAUUUGCCAUUGGGAGAUAGUUAAUCCUGUACAAUGGACCCUUCUAUUUGUACCUCAGCAAAGACACAAUUUUGCUCUGUUUCUCCGGUAUUUCUUCCUUUUUAUCUAUUUUCAGAGUGUGAUUUUCCAAUUAUGGUACUACUUCUGAUUGUUUUAAAUUUAACACACCUUCUUUCUCAAAGCUUUAAAUUCAAAUUGUUUUUUCCUGUAGGAUGAGCUCUUUCAUGACUUCAAUUUUAAAUUGUGCCAAUGCAAGCUCUGAACCUUAUGUGUUCUUCAGUUUUAUUAAUAGAUAUUCGUGAAGCUUGUCAUGAAAUUCAGACACACGCUUUUUUCCCACCUAAAACGUUUGAAUGCUCACACAAAUAAAUUUUUAUUACUUGCAUUUAUUCUGAAAUACUAAGGUGUUGGCUCUGAGAGAGGCAGAUGUUUCUCCUUUAUGCCUGUUUUUACCAUUUACGAUCAGUGUCUCGCAGCAUGAAAGAAAAAUUAUCCAUUUAUUCAGUUGGGUCUUGCUGCCUGAAGCUGUGAAUCCCUUUACUAAUAGAUGUUGGACACGAAGGCAACAAAAACUGAGUCAGGAGGGCUGAAUGCUGUCCUGUUACCUCCCAGAAAGAAGAAAAUUUGGAACUCUAAAAAUUUCCAGUGUUAUUCUCUAGGAUAGCUGGUUAAGCUAAAAUUUCCUUAGAAAUAAUACCAUCUGUUACACAGUUGAUUAAGUGGCUUAUUUUUUUUAACCUACCAGUAUGACAUUGAGUUUUUCCUUGGUUUGAUUCACCAAGGCUGUUCAGGUGCUUGUCAUUCUGUUUGCCUAGUUUUGGUGAGGGGAAAAAAAGAGGUGAUUUUAGGUUUUGGACAGUCAGGCAUCCUAUCUGUUUAAAUGUUUUAUCAUUAUUAUUUUUAAUAAAGAUAAAAGCUUUGAAAGAAAGGAUUAAAAUAAGUAUGGGUAUAUCGACCUGACGUCAUACAAAAAGGACCCAGUCUCUAUAAGUACUCUGGGAGCUGGUGAGGGACUUCUCAGCACCAAGCUAGCCCUUACUGUAUGCAUAUUAGUAGCCUUAAUUAUUAAUGUAACGAUUUAACGGUGUUAGAAGACGCUGCUAAGCUAACAGAGCUAUGAAACUUCUGAUCAAGUUGAAACAACUGUUAAAAGAAAUGGAAAUCUGUGCUCUCAUUCUUGUGGCCGUGUUCUUAGACACAACACAUCUGCCAACAUAACCAUGGCCUGGUUUUCCUUUACGGCCAAGAUGAAUUGGACAAUACAUACAUCUGAGCAGUGGUUUGUAACUCUUCUUUAAUUGAGUUCAUUAUAUAUGUUGUUUUGUGUGCCCCGAACGUGAAGGGUGCACUUGUGCUUGAGGAGAUGAAUUCAGCUCUGUGAAUUGUGCAGCUGAAUACAGGGCAAUGGGAAAUGCACCUUCUUGCAUCUCGAUGUUCAGCCACUCGGUAGAUACACACCGUUACAGCAUAUGGAAAUGAACUGUUGUAUUGACAUUCAAAAUACAAAUAGAAAAAUGGAAGCAUGUUAAGCACUUAAGAUUGAAGUUAGCUUACUUGGAGAUGCAUGGAACUCAAGGAUUCAGCAGGGAUGUUAAAUUCAUAGUGGAAGUUCAAGACUUUCUCAAUCAGAAAAUUGUACGAAGCUCUACGGUACGCUAUUAUUUUUUUUUAAGAAGUAAUAAAUGCGUAUAUUUUUAAGUUGCAUUUUUCUUGCAUUCCAGGAUUGUUUGUUGAGGAAGUACUGCUCCAUUUGAGUAGAUUGCGAUGGAGUUUGCUGGGUGGGUGUCCCAGCUGGCUGAGGAGCCUAAGGAAAGGGAGGCAUGCAGCAAGGCCUGCUGCCCAAAGGGGGCAGGGUGUUUGGGUACAGACGAGACCUUGUUUAUGGUAGAGAUGUGUAUUUUUUUAUGUAAUAUAUAGAUUAUUUAAAUAUAACAUAUCUUAAACUGGGAUUCGCUGAAAAAGUGUGCUGUAUCUUGAAUGUAAAAUUACAAUCAUUUGCUAUGACAAAGUAUCGAUGCUUUAAAAAUAGGGUCUGUAUUGGUAACAGAAGAGCUUUGUUUGAAAGAAGCGUGGCCUCGGUUUCUGGAGGAAAAAAUAAGUGUGCUGAUAUUCCUGAGACUGUCUCAUGCUAAAAACAUGUCUGUGUCACAACAUUGCACUGAUGAUUUCUCUGUGCGGGUAACACAUCUUCACUCGGUCUCGAAUAUCCUGGGCACCAACUUGUUAUCCCUAUUUAUGCAAACAGUUACAUUGGUGGAACUGCUUACUUGUCAGAGACUUCAGGAUUAGGCAGUAAACAAACUCACUGUUUAAAAGAAUAAAUAAAGUCAGUCGUUUGCAC